Messenger RNA from Nerophis ophidion (straightnose pipefish), 2169 nucleotides. RefSeq names its product boophilin-G2-like. The record is from RefSeq and is a predicted model, not a curated record. Lineage: Eukaryota; Metazoa; Chordata; Actinopteri; Syngnathiformes; Syngnathidae. The transcript has 6 exons. Bases 21 to 662 code for a protein of 213 amino acids. Gene Ontology annotation, molecular function: serine-type endopeptidase inhibitor activity.
CCUCUGAGACAAGUUGGACGAUGAAGCACCUACUAGUUUUUGCCAUUGUCUUUGCUGUGUUCUACAUUGGCCAUUCGGCAAUACCAGACUUUUGUCAACUGGAGGAGGAUGAAGGUGUCGGAAGCAGCUUCAUCAUUGCAUUGCACUACAGUUUCACGGAAAACAGGUGCGAUCCCUUCAUAUACAAAGGCUCAGGGGGCAAUGCCAAUCGUUUUCUAAGGGAACAAGACUGCAUGAGGAACUGCUCGGCCAGUGUAGACAGAUACUACCCCACAGACGCUACGACGAUUUGUCUCUUGACGAAGAGUGGCGGUGGAUGUAGCGGCCGAUUUCUGAGAUACUACUAUGAUUCUGUUCAUGACAAAUGCAAAAAAUUCUUAUGGACCGGGUGCCAUGGAAACGGAAAUCGAUUUUUUGACCAUGACAGCUGCAAUGCCACCUGUGCUGGUGUCCAUGAUGACCGUGAGGAAGAAGAGGAGGAAGAGCCAGACACCCCGAUUGCAAUCAUCUGUGGGGUUUUGCUUGCUGUCAUCAUUAUUUCCAUCUUCACUACGGUCAUCGUCCUGACUGUCCAGUCAAAGAAGAAACAGAAGACCACAGCAAAAAGUAAAGAUGGACAGCCGGAUGCUCCUCUGAGGGGCCAGAGUCUAGAAAUGGCAUAACCCUUUACAUCUGCUUUACCAAGUUGUUGUUUUUACCCUUAAGCCAAUUUACAUUUAUUAUACUUAAACAAUUUGAACAGUUUUUUUUAUACCAUAUUUUUCGGACUAAAAGGCGCACUUCAAAUCCUUUAAUUUGCUCAAAACUUGACAGUGCACCUUAUAACCCGGUGCGCCUAAUGUACGAAAUCAUUUUAGUUGUGCUUACCAACCUCAAAGCUAUUUCGACUCAAGAAAACAGCACUAAAAUUGUAUAUAUUCCAUUAAAAAUUAUACAUCAUUGCACACAACGCUCAAAAAUCCAUAAAAAUGUUUUAGUACGACUUUGGUAAGCUAUGAAGUCGUACCGCUUGAUGGAUUGUACUGUGCUUCAACAUAAAAGUGUUCUCAUGGUGUGUGUAUAAGGUAAGAGGUAUCUGGCGUUUUGUUUUGCAGUAUUAUGCAAAAGCAACUUUUCUGACCUUCUUGUACCUGCUGACCGGCAUUUGGGAUCUGCGUAAGUCCUGUUUUGCGCGCGUCUGCCUUUGCAGUCUAUGUUGACGCCGUAGUCGAUAAGCAUCUUUUUUUUCCUCUAUCUUCUUGUUAUGGGACAUUCAUCCUCCGCUGUUGCCAUUUCUAAUAUAAAGUAGUGUAAAGUUCUUACUUAUAUCUGUCCGUAAACUCGCCAUGAAAGCGCUAAAACAUACCGGUGUAGUGAGUUUUAUUAUUCACCUAAGGAACUUUAAUUAUUAGAGAGUUCCGACGGACGUUUUUUUACGAGACACAUUGUUGUUGCACAAGUGAGUCACGGAUGAGGAGAUGCUGUUCCGUUAUUGAUUUAAGUAAAGUCUGAAUGUCAUUAAAACAGGUAGCUCCAUCUUUUGACACUUCUUCAACUCCCGUCCUUGCACGCUACACCACAACAACAAAGAUGACGGAGAGAAGGCGCUGCCGAAGGUGAGCCACGUAAAUAAGACCGCCUACAAAACGGUGCAUCCUGAAGCGUCUGUCAGAAAGCGGCUUGAAAAUGAUCUGUAAAACAUAAUCCAUGCAACAUUUUGACCAAAGAACCACCAUUACAUAUUAUGUAGACCACAAGGAAGUGUUUUCAAUUUACAAAAAAUGAAAAUAAUAAUAUGACCUUUUUAAUGCGCCUUAUAAUCCGGUGUGCCUUUUGUAUGAAAAUAGACCUGACCAGACCCACUCAUCGGCAGUGUGCCUUAUAACCUGCUGCACCCUAUGGUCCGGAAAAUACGGUACAUUAGUAUAAAAGUCAUCAAAAUCUUUUAACAUGGGUUUUGGGAGCUCGUGGGUUAGAGGUAUGCUUUUGCAUUAAUUUAAUAGACAGGCCAUGUAAAAUUGAAUGUAUCCAAUUUUAAUGAAAUAACAUAUACAUGCAGUCUGUGAACUCUGAAUUAGUGUGUGUGCAGUAAUACACAUUUUUAUGCAUAAGUUUUUUAUUUUUAGAUUUUUUUUUCUUUGGGGGCGGUGCUGGUGGAAAAAUAUGCUUGUGAAUAAAUAUUAAAAUGUG